This is a messenger RNA of Acanthosepion pharaonis, 2916 nucleotides long. NCBI's taxonomy places the organism in Eukaryota, Metazoa, Mollusca, Cephalopoda, Sepiida, Sepiidae. The record is from the annotation of a GenBank genome assembly.
AUGGGUCCACUAGCCCGAAGUAGUGCCGAAGUGCUGCGUCGGUGGCCUUCGUUUACCGUAGCCGGACUCCCGUCAUGCGCCUCAGAAGUAGCCGGACUCCCGUACUGCGCCUUAAGAGGCAUGUGCGUAAGUCCCGUAGAAGGCGGCCCCUUCGUUCACCGUAGCCGGACUCCCAGUCGUUGCCGUCGUGUCGUCUCCGCACUGCCUAGCACGAGAUUUUCUCAAAUGAACCGACCGACCGACCAAAGUCGGUGUCCGAACAGCAAAGCGAUGAUGACGAAGCGCGCGUUCUUUCGUUCGCUUUCCGACUGCCGCAAGCGAGCUGAUAGCUUGCUCCGUGCAGGCAUGUGCGUAGAAGGCGGCCCCCCCCCCUUCGUUCACCGUAGCCGGACUCCCGUAAUGCGCCUUAGAAGUUUCUGUAUCGGACAGUAUGAAAUUUUGCAAAAAAGCAAAGGUUGUUACACGAACCGCAUUCGUCUGCUAAAGACUGAAAGAGAGAGCGGCCGGACGUACGGACGGACGGCCCGGUGGCGCGGCGGACAGGAAGUGUCGGCGACGACGACGACGACGACGACGACGACGACACACGUCCGGCUUCACGCUGACAAGGCAUUCGACGAACGGGCAUUAACGAUUCUACAGAGAUUACUUGCCGCUUUCUGGACUUGUUGGGGGUCCGGCUGCGGCGAAACUCCCUAUUCCGGACUUUGCACGUGGUGCUCGCGAACAGUGAGUCCUUCUGACAAACCAGGCGAUCACCGAUCGACACCACCCACCGCACAACGCCGGGAGUACCAGCUUGUCGUCGCUGCUGUUGCUGUCGUCGUCGUCGUCGUCGUCGUCAUCGUCGCCAACACUUCAUCGCCGCCGCGGGCGUCCUCCGUACGUCGUAUCCUGCAGUGCUUUAGCAGACGAAUGCGCCGUCUGGCCUUCGUCGAAAAUAUUUCGCCGAUCGCUGCCGAAGGCGGGCGACGCGCGUCCGGCUUCCCAACAAACGAAGGCCUCGCUGGAACUACGCACCUUCUGGGCGCAUUACGGGGUCCGGCUGAUGAACGAAGAGACCCUUCUAUGCCUCUUGAGCGCAAUGCAGGAGUCCGCUGCGGCGAACCAGGCCUUGACUUCGCACUUGCCCCUUCUGGGGCCCCCGACGGGGUCCGGCGCGGUAAACAAAGGGCCCCGCGCCGGGCAACACCGUUACAAUUUGCCAAAUGGUCCCCCCACCGUCCGGCAGGCACGCAGGGUCCGGCUACGGCAAACGAAGGCAUUCGACGAACGGGAAACGUUCUAGGGACUUCCCCCGGAGCAAAAUCGCUCCUUGGGCAGUCGGAAAAACGAAAAAACGCCUUCGUCAUCAUCGUUUUGUUUUCGACACUUGCGAUGAGGGGCAUCUCUAACUUAAGGGCGGGGGCCGGGCCGGGAACGAAGGGGGCCCCUUACGGACUUUCGCCCUGCCUCUUUAAGGGCAGUACGGGAGUCCCUAUACGGGAAAAGGUUUUUACAAAAACGCAUUACCAUUACCUUCUGAGGCGCAUGAGGGUGGCUACGGGAAAAGAAGGGCCCCCGACGCGCCUUCGGUUUUGGGGGGACCCUCCCCGUCCGGGCCCCAAAAGUCCGGGUACGGCAAACGAAGGAUUGACGAACUUGGGUUUAACGUUCGGGCCCCCCAUUCCCUUUCCCCCGGAUUUUACCCCGGUGCCCGUAAGGGCGCGGGGAGUCCGUGGAAAACGGAAGGCCGUCGGAAUCGACGCUUUGCACGGCAGCAGGAGUCCGGCUUCGCCCCCGUCGUCGUCGCCCCGUCGUCGUCGUCGUCGUCCCCCGCCCUUCCUGUCCCCCGCGCCCCCGGGCCCUCCGCCCGCGGGGGACCCCUCCCUACGGCAGAGGCCCCUUCAAAAACCCCCACCCUUCAACGCAUUACAGUCCGGGGUACGGGAACGAAAAGGGGGCCCCCUUUACUUUCCCAAGGGCGUCGGGAGUCCCGGGUACGGAACGAAGGCCUUUAAAAACUACGCACUUUUCGCACCUUUUUUGGGCGUGACGGGAUCCCGGGUGCGUAACAAGGCCACCGACGCCGGGAACUCUAACAGUUACACCCCCUUUACCCGACUUUUUCGGUCGGUCGGUUAUUUGAAAAACCCGUGCUGGGGCAGGAGAGACACGCGGCAACCCCGGGGACUUGGGGAAACCUUAAGGGCGCAACCCAAAGCCCGGCUACGGGAAGGGGGGCCCCUUUCAGGGGACCGCGCCUCUGGGCAUCGGUCCCAAUGGAAAAAAAAAGGCCCACAAACUCCCCCCGCACUUCCCUUCGGGGCGCGGGGUCCGGCUCGGAACAAACCCAACGCACACUUCCCCCACUUCGGGGCCAGGGGCCCCCUCCCACUUUGGGCCGACCCCGCCCGGCUACGGCAAACAAAGGACCGAAUUUGGGGGAAACGAUUCACGGGUUACAUGCCUUUUGGGGCGCAUUGGGACCCGGCUAGGGGAAAACGACCUCCCCUUUCCCCCUUCCCACGGGACUUUACGCACGUGGUGCCUCGUAAGGGCGCAGGGAGUCCGGCUGGGAAACAAGGCCUCGAACGACGCCCCCCGCACGGCGCAGGAGUACGGCUGUCCCGUCGUUCUUGCUGUCGUCGUCGUCGUCGUCGUCUUUCGUCUCUCGCCCCUUCGCCGGCCACGGGGCCCCUCCGCCGACCCCGGCCGCUCUUUUCCCUUUUGGACAAGGGGGCGGCGCGCGUCCGGCUACGGAAAGAAGGCCUCCUUCUGGAACACAAAAAGGCGCUUAGGGAUGGCUCGGUGAACAAAGGGGGCCGUUUUCCGCCAUGCCCUUGGCGCAGGGGGGAUGGCAGGGAACGAAGGCCCUUCGACAAAACUACCAUUUUACGCCCCUACCGGGCGCCGGGGGGAGCCCGGCUGCGGUAA